GAGUGUUGGGUGGAUUGGCUAUUCGAGUCUUCACGUCUCGAUAUAUCUAAUCAAUUUUGUAUACCAAUGCUGCGCGGCGUGCACACAACACUCUUGUGUUUUCCUGUUCGUGCAGAGUGGAGGUGAAGGACGGCGACAAUAAGAACCCGUUCUUCAUGUGCAUGGGCGUCUGCUUCCUGCUGGUUGUCCUCCUGGUCGUGCUCGCUGCAUUCAUCGUGCAGUACGUCAGACCCAAUCUCUCUAUGGACGGCACUGCUGAGGACGGGCCAAAGUGCCAGGCGGCGCUGGAGUUGACAGCCUGCAACUCCGAGACGGAGCAGUACUUCUUCCACCAUGACUCGGACAGACAGGUCUGCUUGGUGCGGUGGCAGCUUGACCCUGGCUGUCUUCAGGGAAAGAACCGCUUUGCCAGCGCAUCCGAGUGCCGGGAGCGCUGCGUCGGGAACUCUUCAGGCAAAGAAGCAAAGCAGAGUGAGCCAUUCUUAAAGUGAAUAG
Molecule: messenger RNA, 495 nt
Organism: Dermacentor silvarum
Lineage: Eukaryota; Metazoa; Arthropoda; Arachnida; Ixodida; Ixodidae
Exons: 3
Coding region: 156-491 (111 amino acids)
Molecular function (GO): serine-type endopeptidase inhibitor activity
Source: RefSeq, a predicted model, not a curated record